AUGACGGCUCGCGACAACUACGCAUCGGGGCGCAAGGCAGCGCGGUGCCAGGACCACGGCUUCUCCAAGCAGGACGCCGAGCUGGGCGCCGCCGACGCCCACCUGCUCAACACCACGGUGCAGAACAUCUCGUGGAGCGGCAUCGAGGUAACCGUCAAGGACAGAGAGACGAAGCAGCCCAAGGACAUCGUCCACCGAGUCGACGGCCUCGUCAAGGCAGGUGAGAUCUGCGCCCUCAUGGGCCCCUCGGGCAGCGGCAAGACGACUCUCCUCAACGUCCUCGCCGGCCGCCCGACCAACGCCGCCUCCGUCGGCGGCUCCGUCCUCGUCAACGGCGCCAAGGCCCCGCGCGCCGACUUCCGGCGCAUCAGCCGCUUCGUCGAGCAGGAGGACGCCCUCAUCGGGUCCCUGACCGUCCGCGAGACCCUGCUCUUCACCUCGCGCCUCGCCUCGUCCUCGCUUCCCGCCCGGGAGCGCGCCGCCCGCGUCGACGGCCUGCUGACCGCCUUCGGCCUCGAGGACCAGGCCGACGCCCUCAUCGGCACGCCCCUCCGCAAGGGCGUCUCGGGCGGCCAGAAGAGGCGCGUCGGCGUCGCCAGCCAGCUGAUCACCGGCCCCAGGAUCUUGUUCCUCGACGAGCCGACGAGCGGCCUCGACUCGGCCGCGAGCUUCGAGGUCAUCAGCUACCUACGCAAGGUGGCAAAACAAAACAAUCUCAUCGUCAUCGCGUCCAUCCACCAGCCCUCGACGUCGACCUUCAACCUCUUCGACAAGCUGCUCCUCCUCUCCGGCGGCAAGACGCACUACUUUGGCCCCGUCGACGGCGUGGCCCCCCACUACGAGGCCAUGGGCAUGCCGAUCCCGCUGCAGGUGAACCCGGCCGAGCACGUGCUCGAGCUGGUCAACACCGACUUCGUCCGCGAUAAGCACCGGGCCGCGGAGCGCCUCGAGGCCAUGCAGGCGGCGUGGGACGCCUCGCGCGCGGCCGGGGACCUGCGCUUGGCCCUCGCCGACGUCAAGGAGCGGCGGCGGCGGCGCAGCAACAACAACAACAACAACAACAACAACAACAAUAACGGCGCCGUCAUGGUCGGCGAGGAGACGGAGCCGAGACCCGGCACGGCGGGCCUGGUGGUGACGCUUCUGCACCGCGGCUUCGUCAAGAGCCGCCGCGACGUCGUGGCGUACGGCAUCCGCCUCGCCAUGUACGCGGGGCUCGCCCUCAUGAUGGGCACGGUGUGGGCGCGGCUGCCGGCGGAGCAGGCGUCCAUCAUCCCGCUGACCAACGCCAUCUUCUUCGGCGGCGCCUUCAUGUCCUUCAUGGCCGUCGCCUACGUCCCGGCCUUCCUCGAGGACCGCGGCCAGUACGUCAAGGAGCGCCGCAACGGCCUGUGCGGCCCCGCGGCCCUGCUCGCCGCCAACUUCCUCCUCGGCCUGCCGUACCUGUUCCUCUUCGCCCUCUCCUUCUCCGCCGUCUCGUACUGGCUGUCCAACUUCCGCCCCGCCGCCGACGCCUUCUUCGUCUGGGUCCUCUGGCUCUUCCUCGACCUGCUGGCGGCCGAGGGCCUCGUCGUCCUCUUCGCCUCGCUGUUCCCGAGCUUCGUCGUCAGCCUCGCCCUCGUCGCCUUCGCCAACGGCCUGUGGAUGAGCGUCAACGGCUUCAUGGUGCCGCCCACCAUCCUCAACGCCUUCUACCGCUACGUCUUCCACUACUGGGACUACCAGAAGUACGUCUUCGAGGGCAUGAUGCGCAACGAGUUCGCGACCAGGACCUACGCCUGCGCCGAGGGGUGCCGCUGCAUGUACCAGACGCCGCUGGCGGCCGAGUGCAGGAUCGCCGGCCAGGGCGUGCUCGACACGUACGGCUACACCGAGGACCACUUCGCGAGGAACGUCGGCAUCAUGAUCGCCAUCAUUGCCGGGUACCGCAUCGCUGCGUGGGUUGUGCUCAAGCUCAAGAAGAGCUGA
Messenger RNA from Colletotrichum graminicola M1.001, 1968 nucleotides. Its product is annotated as ABC transporter. Lineage: Eukaryota; Fungi; Ascomycota; Sordariomycetes; Glomerellales; Glomerellaceae. Bases 1 to 1968 code for a protein of 655 amino acids. Gene Ontology annotation, molecular function: ATP hydrolysis activity; ABC-type transporter activity; ATP binding. The transcript has 3 exons. Gene Ontology annotation, cellular component: membrane. The record is from RefSeq and is a predicted model, not a curated record.